AUGCUCAACGCCGUUAAUAGUGCGUUUGCAAAGAUUGUAAACGGAAGCAAGUGGAUGGACGAGACGAGUAAAAAUGCUUCAAUCGACAAAGUUAAAGACAUCACUGCGAUUGUUGACGGCGUGAGUACCAUGAAUGAAAACAUUGCUGACAACAGCGGACUCACAGCUGCCUUCCGCGCUUACAAACGAAUAAGACCAGUACCUAAAAAACAGACUUUGAAAGGACUAGAGAGCUACACUCCAGAUCAGCUUUUCUUCCUGGCCUACGCAAACGCUCUCUGCUCGAGCGAAACAGCGGAAUUCACGGAAUCAACCAUUUUAAGCAAAAAAACCGGAUUGAGUCCUUUCAGGUUCAGGGUCAACGUGCCGCUGAAGAACUUCCAACUCUUCGCCAAGGCUUGGAACUGUCCCCGCGGCUCAAAAAUGAGCCCUUAUAAAAAUGAUACGUGCAAAGUUUGGUAG
Molecule: messenger RNA, 462 nt
Organism: Cloeon dipterum
Lineage: Eukaryota; Metazoa; Arthropoda; Insecta; Ephemeroptera; Baetidae
Product: membrane metallo-endopeptidase-like 1
Exons: 3
Coding region: 1-462 (153 amino acids)
Biological process (GO): protein processing
Cellular component (GO): plasma membrane
Molecular function (GO): metalloendopeptidase activity
Source: RefSeq, a predicted model, not a curated record